Messenger RNA from Trichoderma gamsii, 1965 nucleotides. Its product is annotated as F-box domain-containing protein. Lineage: Eukaryota; Fungi; Ascomycota; Sordariomycetes; Hypocreales; Hypocreaceae. The coding region runs from base 1 to 1965 and encodes 654 amino acids. The transcript has a single exon. The record is from RefSeq and is a predicted model, not a curated record. Gene Ontology annotation, molecular function: protein binding.
AUGGAUAUUGCGCUGGCAAACCUCCCUUACCACAUCUUCAGUGACAUCACCUUAUACCUCCCUCCCGUACAGGUCCUUAGAUGCCGGCGCAUUUCUCGCAUCAUACACGAGGCCCUCACGAGAGAUGAGCUCUGCAUCACGCUCAUCUUGAAGCAUUUCCCCCGCGCGCUAGAAGGUCGGCGACUCAGACAGCUUCUCGAGGCCGGCGAAGCUGAAUCUCUGGACCAAGGGGACUGGGCUACCGCGUAUGCGCGGCUGGCGAGGCGGUACCAUCAUCUGGGCCGGGCAGAGCCCUGGAAGGAGAUCAAGGUCCCUGUGCUGAGAAAUGCAAAGCUGCUCCAAGGCGUGGCGACAUGGAAUCGGCUCCUGAGCUUGGCCAACAGGAACACGCUCUUUCACUACCAGGAUCCGGUAUGGACGGUGGCACCGAAAGAAGGGCUGCUGGUCUAUCCGGCGCCGAAGACGGAAUACUCCAGCCCGGAAUACCGGGCCCGAGAUCUGGCGACCGGGGUGGAGGUCAGGGUUCCGUUUGUGUUGAAGGGCAAGAUUGUGAGGCGGCUGCGGAUCAGCCAUGGCAUUCUUGCGAUUGAGUGGUGUCUAAACACUCCAAGCAAAACCCUCUACGUCGAUGGAGAGUUUAUUGGGGGAGAGUUUCAUAAACACUAUGCAACCUUGUACGACGUCCGUCGAACUGGAUCUUGGGACGGCAUCAUUCCUCAGCGGCCUGCUCUUGGCGGCACUGCGCCGACUUACACCUGGAAGAUCAAAUUUCGCUGCGAAUUUUUGAUUUAUCCCUUUGGCUUUCCGGUGAACACCGUAGAUCGAUUCUUCUCAACGCAUAACGCUACUCAUUACGCCGUUUACACAUGGCAAGCCACGCGCUUUCCCCAUCGCACUAUGAACGACACUAUACGACCCAAAGAGCAGCUCACAAUAUGGGAGAUUGGUGCCCCUUCGACAUACAGACCGUCUGACGAUGUAUUUGGCAGUGUGCAGCGAAUUUUAAAUUUGGGUCCUCGCGUGAUUCGCAACAUGGCGGACGUUCAACUUGAGGACUGGUCCGUCUUACAAGGCCAUACACCUUCGUUGCGCACAUUGGCCUUGGACGACUGUACCUGGGAUGCAUCCAGGAGUACUGCCUGCGGCCACGUCUUCUUCACAGAGGAGGAACACAGAUGGUCUUCAGGCGGACACAGCUCCAGGCGUCUGCCGCGUUUCCAUCUCGUCAAGACAACAGGGAUACCGCUGAUUGGCGAGGGGCCAAGGUGGGUGGAUGAGUGUCGAGGUGGGACCGAAGCCAAUAUACAACCCUCUCGCAGAAGCAGAUGGAGGAUACAUGCAACCGAGGCAUACGAAGAGGAGGACAGCGACUACGACGAUGAUGGCGAGAAUGCCGAAGCUGCCGCCGAGGGCAACAGAGACGGCGACAGCAGCGGCACAACUGUCCUGAAUACAACCGCAGCAAGUUCGUUUCUGGAAACAAGACCCUGGGUCAGACACUCAGAAACAUGGCCCGGUCGGGCUCCUUGCUGGCGCCAUAUUGAGUUUCCCUACCUUACAAUGUCUGAAGUCUUGGAUAUCCCUGCCGGCAUCCGCAUCGUUGCCCGAAACUGCUUCAUGCUGGCUGUCAUCUCUACCUUUCCAAUGGAUAAGAUCUAUAUCCAGGGCGUCAACAAAGACGGCCCCAUACACCGAAAGAGAAAGGGAAAAAGAAAUAUCAAAAGCUUGAGUGAUUGCUCGAGGCCCUCCAGCUCUAGCUCCAGCUCAAACCCGUCAUUUCUCCUUCAAAGUGACCAAUUGGCCGAUACGAUGCAGAACCAGGGCAGGAAGGAGUCUCUUCAGACAGAGGUCCCAUUCGGAGCGAAGAUGUGGCCGCAGAUCAUGUGCAGGGGAAGCAUCUUUGGUGAUGAGCGGUGGCUCCUUGGGGAGACUCCUGCUGGAGACGUGCUCAUUCUUGUCUUCUGA